Raphanus sativus (radish) is the source of this 4473-nucleotide messenger RNA. RefSeq names its product formin-like protein 18. The coding region runs from base 587 to 3967 and encodes 1126 amino acids. Lineage: Eukaryota; Viridiplantae; Streptophyta; Magnoliopsida; Brassicales; Brassicaceae. The transcript has 17 exons. The record is from RefSeq and is a predicted model, not a curated record.
AUGUAUCAUAGUCCUUCGAGAAAAAGUUAACAGAUCCUUUGGGUCCUCCCUCCUCUCUAUCUAUCUAUUUUUUUUUUCUUGUUAAAAUCGGACAUCCUCAAUCUCUGUCUCAAAUUCGACAUAGCUAAAAUCAUCUUCUUGCUCUCUCGAAUUACAGGAAAACAAAACCCUAGUUUCUUCUCUCUCUCUCUCUGUCUGUCUGCAUCAUAUCUUUUCUUUUCUUUUUCUUCUUUGGCAUGUGCAAAGCUAUCAACAUGUGUUUUGAUUGAAAGCUAAGUUUCCAAUUCCGAAACAGAAGAGAUUGAAAGUGUGUAUGUCAAGACAAGCCACCAAACUACAAGAAAACACACACCGUGUUGUUCCUUAAAGACCCAGCAAGCAGAUAAUCUCUUCUUCUUCUUCUUCUUCUUCUUCUUUUUCUGACAUUUUCUCCCCUUUUUGUUUUCUGGUGAUUUGGGGGUUAUCGUUUAACCCUUUACUGCAAAUGUGUGGGCUCGCAUUUGGUGAAGUGCGGUCAUUAUUUCUAGGGAUUUUGUUUUAGUGGUUUUGCUUUUCUGGUAAAGCCUUUAAAGAAACAACUCUCUCAAUGGCUUUGUUUAGAAAGUUCUUCUACAAAAAGCCUCCUGAAGGGUUAGUGGAGAUCUCUGAGAGGGUUUACGUCUUUGAUUGCUGCUUAACCACGGAUAUGUUGGAAGAAGAAGAGUACAGAGUCUAUGUGGGACGCAUAAUGAGCCAGCUAAGAGAACAGUUCCCUGGUGCAUCCUUCAUGGUCUUUAACUUCCGGGACGGAGAAAGCAGAAGCCUGAUGGAGAGCGCGCUCUCUGAGUACGACAUGACAAUCAUGGACUAUCCUCGUCACUACGAAGGCUGCCCUUUGCUUACAAUGGAAACGGUUCAUCACUUCCUCAAAUCAAGCGAGAACUGGUUACUCUUGAACCAACAGAACAUCUUGUUGUCCCACUGCGAGCGUGGUGGCUGGCCGGUUCUAGCUUUUAUGCUUGCUUCCCUCUUGCUGUACCGGAAACAGUUCAGUGGAGAACAGAAAACACUGGAGAUGAUGUAUAAGCAGGCUCCUCGUGAGCUGUUACAGCUAAUGUCUCCGCUGAAUCCACUGCCGUCGCAGCUGAGGUUUCUUCGGUAUGUUUCAAGUAGGAGCAGCGUUGUUGGUUCACAGUGGCCGCCGCUAGACCGGGCGCUUACGUUAGACUGUAUCAAUCUUAAACUGAUCCCUGAUUUUGAUGGUGAGGGUGGAUGCCGACCAAUAUUUAGAAUAUACGGUCAGGAUCCGUUUAUGGCUUCUGACCGGACUUCGAAAGUCCUUUUCUCGAUGCCUAAAAGAAGCAAAGCUGUUAAGCAUUAUAAGCAGGCAGAUUGUGAGCUGGUAAAGAUUGACAUUCAUUGCCAUAUUCUCGGUGAUGUCGUGCUUGAGUGCAUUACCUUAGAUAGUGAUCAUGAGAGGGAAGAGAUGAUGUUUCGUGUUGUGUUCAAUACUGCGUUUCUUAGAUCAAACACUCUUCUACUUAACCGUGAUGACAUUGAUGUACUGUGGAACACAACAGAUCGGUUUCCCAAAGAUUUCAGAGCAGAGGUUAUAUUUUCUGAGAUGGGGGCUGGUAACAAUCUUGUCUCUGUUGAUAUGGAAGAGGAAGAUGGUUUGCCUAUGGAAGCAUUUGCAAAGGUUCAGGAGAUUUUUAGUGAUGGAGAGUGGUUGGAUCCAAAUUCUGAUGUGGCUGUGACUGUUUUUAACCAGAUUACAGCAGCAAAUAUCCUUCAAGAGAGCUUGGAUUCAGGUUCCCCUCGGAGCCCUGAUUCACGCAGCCUAUUGGAAUCGGCGCUUGAGAAGGUUAGGGAGAAAACCAAGCUGAUGAUAUCGGAGAAUGUUGCUGUAAGUCCUGAUGCAUUCUCUCCGGUGUGGAAAGAGAAAGACACAGAUUCCUGUCAUAGAUCUUAUGCAGAUCCGAACUCACUCAUUAAGAUGGUCGAUGAACCGAAUGGACUUCGAGUUUCUGUGCAAAGACAAGCUCACUCGAAUAUAAUCUCACCACGGUUGCUCCAAAGUUCAGUAACAUCACCAGUUUUAAAUCGUAGCCCCACACAAGCAUCGUCACCUGCUUCUUCAGUCUCUAGAUUUCACAGCUCCCCCUCUAACCUUGGAAUCACUUCAAUAUUACACGAUCAUGGUCCAGGUAAAGGUGAAGAGGGUGCUUCGUCUUCACCUUCCAUCACGUUUCAACCAACUUUGCACCCACUGAUACUUAAAGCUUCUCCACAACAGUCGUCCACACCUCCCCCUUCAAAUGGCUCUCCCCCAGCAGAAUCAGCUGCGAAGCCACCAACGUUGCCACUGUUGAAGCCACUUAAGAUUUUGUCUCCUCCUCCUCCACCCCCACCUCCUCUGCGUUCCACACUUUCACCAGGUUCCGCCGCCAGUUCAGUAGCAACACAAGGGCCACCUACACCACCUCCACCUCCACCUCCACGUUCUGCACAGCCAUCUUGUCCUCCGCCACCACCGUUACCACCUCCGAAGAAAGUGGUAACCACAUCUAACGCCCCACCUCCUCCACCACCACCUUUGCGUUCUGUUCCUCCUCGAACAGCCCCUCCUGUUCCUCCUCCACCAGCCCCUUCAACUCUGUCUCGUUCUCAAAACGGUGGUUGUAAUGGAAACGUUCCUCCAGUCCCUGGACCACCAUUGGGUUUAAAGGGGCGUGGGAUGUUACAGACGAGUCUUAAAGGUCAGGGUCAGACCAGAAAGGCCAACUUGAAACCGUAUCAUUGGUUGAAGCUUACUAGGGCAUUGCAAGGAAGUUUAUGGGCUGAGGCGCAGCAGACACCUGAUGAAGCUGCUACUGCUCCAGAGUUCGACAUCUCUGAGCUUGAGAAACUCUUCUCAGCAGCGAUUCCUAGUUCUGACAAUGAAAAUAAAGUUGGGAAAUCAGGUCGACGUGGCCGGCCUAAAGUUCAGAAAGUCCAGCUGAUUGAACUCAGACGAGCAUACAACUGUGAGAUCAUGCUCUCUAAAGUUAAAAUACCUUUGCCUGAUUUAAUGAGUUCUGUUCUUGCAUUGGAUGAGUCGGUGAUAGAUGUUGAUCAAGUUGACAAUUUAAUCAAGUUUUGUCCAACAAAAGAAGAAGCAGAAUUGCUCAAGGGCUACACUGGAAAUAAGGAAAACUUGGGACGGUGUGAGCAGUUCUUUUUAGAAUUGCUGAAAGUUCCUCGAGUUGAGACCAAGCUAAGGGUUUUCUCGUACAAGAUCCAGUUCAAUUCCCAGGUUACUGAUCUUAGAAGAGGUUUGAAUAUCAUACAUCAAGCAGCCAACGAGGUUAGAGGCUCCGCUAAACUAAAAAGAAUCAUGCAAACUAUACUUUCCUUGGGGAAUGCCUUGAACCACGGGACUGCAAGGGGCUCAGCUAUUGGAUUUCGCUUGGAUAGUCUUCUGAAACUCACUGACACUAGAUCCCGCAACAGUAAGAUGACUCUGAUGCACUAUCUCUGUAAGGUGCUCGCUGAAAAACUUCCUGAGCUACUUGAUUUUCCUAAAGACCUGGUGAGCUUGGAGGCUGCAACGAAGAUUCAACUAAAAUAUCUAGCAGAGGAGAUGCAAGCAAUUAGGAAAGGGUUGGAGAAAGUUGUACAAGAAUUCACUACAUCUGAAACUGAUGGUCCAGUAUCAAAACACUUUCGCAUGAACUUGAAAGAGUUUCUUAGUUUUGCCGAAGGAGAAGUUAGGUCCUUGGCUUCUCUUUAUUCAACUGUGGGUGGAAGUGCUGAUGCUUUGGCGUUAUAUUUCGGAGAGGAUCCAGCUCGUGUCCCAUUUGAACAAGUUGUAUCCACCCUGCAAAACUUUGUUAGAAUAUUUGUACGGUCACACGAGGAAAACUGCAAGCAAGUCGAGUUUGAAAAGAGAAGAGUACAGAAGGAAGCAGAGAGCGAGAAACUUAAGAAAGGUGUGAGUGAGAACUGAUUCACAACGUCAGAAGGUUCAUGUUCUCUACUCGGUCGACCUCCUUGAGUUGCUGCAUUCGGCAGUCCUGAGAACCAGAAACUACAUGUUACGGCUCCUAGUUCGGGACUUUACCCAUUCUUUGACAUAUAGAGUUAGAGAACUUUCCAUUUAGUUCAUCAUCAGACAAGACAGUGCGUUGGGGAAUCAGUCUUUUAGCUUAGGAGAGGAAACUUUGUUCCUCUGAUAGGUUACAAAACGCAGAUGGAAUCUGGCGUUAUAGCUACUGAAGAAGACAUGAAGAUUAAGCUCUGUGAUAUGAUGGAAAUAGUAUUAGAUAGACUUAAGCAGUAGCUGUUGAGUUCUUCCCUGGUUUAAUGCAGAAAAUGUUACGAUAACUUUUUUUGUGUAUAAGUUUUGGGAGGAAGAAAUGGGGGUGUAAAUAUUGAGUGUGUUUGUGUGUGUGUGUGCUCGUCUUAUCAAGACUUGCAAUCUUACAUCCAAUGAAAUAUUUAGGCUUUCCUACA